Drosophila takahashii is the source of this 1199-nucleotide messenger RNA. RefSeq lists its product as uncharacterized. The record is from RefSeq and is a predicted model, not a curated record. Lineage: Eukaryota; Metazoa; Arthropoda; Insecta; Diptera; Drosophilidae.
UCAGGAUGCACAAGCAGCGUUUGCCAUUCAACAAUGGACCGGGAGGAUUCGGGGCCAGUGCCUUCAACUUUAAUGCCCCGCAGUUCGGCGAUGGCGGUGGCUUUGGACCCGGUUCCGUUCCCGUUCCCGAGGGUCUCAAUGGAAUGCCCUUUCUGGCCAAGUCACCUAGCAAGCCGCUAAUGCGCUCUAUUAGUCGUCAUCGUUCGUUGGUCGAAGGAGCAGGGUUGGAUUCAAUGCCUCCGCCGCUUCCGGAGAUAGCUCAGCGGAUCCUGAAAGGCAGCGCAAUGGGACGUGGAGGUGGGACACCUCGUUUAGGAGUUCCCAGUCCCAGGAGCACCUACUAUGGUUCCUACGAGGGUGAGCUCGCCGCCAUGUCCAUGCUGGAGGAGACCUCGCCACCGGAUUAUCUGAAUCAAACGCCGAGUUUGGGAAAAGCCAUUACAGAUACCGAUUCGGAGAGCGAUCUGGUCAGCAGCCAGAAGGAUCCUGCCGCCUCCUUGGGUGCCGAAUCCCGCUGGCGUCGUGCCUUCGGCUGCCUGAUGGACACUCUGCCGGAGCAGCGGCGUCAGCGCUUGGAGCAGACCCUCCACCGCUGUGGACAGACGGCGAUUGCCAAGCAUCUGCUGGUGCUGCUCCAGCUUCUGACCCUCGUCGUGGGUGUGGGUUUCCGCCAGGUGAAGAGGAUCGGUUGCUUCUGCGGUGGCGUUCGCUUCCGCGUGGGACGCGCUAAAUUCCAGUUGCGCAGCUCUCUGCGUCAAAUGUUGUGGCGUCUGGCCAAUGCCAAGGCCAAUGACACCUUGCUCUUUCUCAUCGUCGUCCUGGUGACUCCCUGGCUUUUCCUCCUCAGUUUGAUGGGCUUUGCCAUCUCAUUCGUCUUCUCCAUGAAAACGGGCUUGGCCGAGGGCGUUCGUCAUCUGCGCCGGCGUGUAUUUUAGGAGCAAGUGCAGCAACCAGGAGGAUGGAGCUCCUCCCAAAUCAGACACUUUACAUAGAAACACUAGAGCAGCGCAUUCCACAAAAUAAUACAAGACAUACUAACCAAAAACCACCUGAACAUCAACUAUAUUUUGUGUUGCAGCAACGAAAUAGAGCACAAGAAAAGUAAAAAUGAUUUUUUUUUAAGGAUUUUCAUAGGUUUGUGUUUUUAAAACAGAAGGAAUAUUAUUUUAAGAUUUAGAAAAAAAAACGAUAAUAUAAUA